Tauraco erythrolophus (red-crested turaco) is the source of this 786-nucleotide messenger RNA. The record is from RefSeq and is a predicted model, not a curated record. Lineage: Eukaryota; Metazoa; Chordata; Aves; Musophagiformes; Musophagidae.
GCUGCUGGGAAGCUGCUGGUGGUGCCGCUGGAUGGGAGUCAUUGGCUCAGCAUGCGGGAGGUGUUGGACAGUCUCAAGCAGAAGGGACAUGAAAUCGUCGUCGUUGCACCUGAAGUCAGUAUGCACAUAAAGCCAACGAAGAAUUUUGUUAUGAAAAUGUUCCCAGUCCCUUUCACACAGGAAGAGAUGGAUGAACAUUUCAAAGAAUUUUCACAUGAGGUACUUCAAGGAGGAUCUUUUUUGGAAAGAGUUGUUAGAAAGUAUCAACGGUUAAAACAAUCCACUGCGAUGUUCCUGUCUACCUGUGCACACUUACUGCACAACAAAGAGCUCGUCAGGUAUCUUGAGGAGAGCAAGUUUGAUGCGGUGUUCACAGAUCCAAUACUACCUUGUGGGCAGAUACUUGCUGAGCAUCUUUCACUCCCUUCCGUCGUUUUUGUGCAGCAAAUACCAUGUGGUAUAGAAUUUGAAGCCACUCAGUGUCCCCAUCCCCCUUCUUAUGUCCCCAGGCUAUUUACAGACUAUACAGACCACAUGAACUUUUUCCAGCGGGCGAACAACUUAAUCGUGGACAUGUUAAAUUAUUUUCUCUGUGAGUUUGUUUUUCAACCAUACACAAAACUGGCUUCUGAGUUCCUUCAGCGGGAUGUGACGGUGCUCGACGUCUUACGCAAGGCUUCCAUAUGGCUCCUGAAGAUAGACUUUGUUUUACACUAUCCGAGACCAUUGAUGCCCAACAUGAUUAUGGUUAGUGGAGUAAACUGUGCUUACAAGAAGCUAACUCAG